CAAACACAUCUUCCGAAGCUGCUCGGAGAACUUCGAUGGUGUAUAUAGCGCUGCCUUUCGCGGUCGAUCUUCGAAAUCCCAAUCGGAAUGAAUUCCAAUAGUGUGCUCUAAUCCGAACGAUUCGGAAAACAAAUCAUGUGGUUUUCGUUUUGGAAGCCCAGGGAUCGGUUCUCCUUAGACGAGCUCAGGUAUUUAACUGACCAGCUGGUAAAAGUUCAGAUUGUGAAUGAAGUGAACAAGUCUGUUAUAAAGGAUUUCGUUAUUGAAGCGCUGAGAUCAAUUGCGGAGUUGAUAACAUAUGGGGACCAGCAUGACUCGACCUUUUUCGAAUUUUUCAUGGAGAAGCAAGUCAUGGGAGAGUUUGUACGAAUAUUGAAGGUUAGCAGAACUGUGAGUGUUUCACUUCAGUUGCUGCAAACAAUCAGCAUUAUGAUCCAGAACCUAAAAAAUGAACAUGCCAUAUACUACAUGUUCAGUAAUGAACAUAUGAACUACUUGAUAACUUAUUCGUUUGAUUUCCAAAAUGAAGAACUACUGUCAUACUACAUAUCCUUCUUAAGAGCAAUAAGUGGAAAGCUAGACAGGAAUACAAUUUCUUUGCUUGUAAAGACUCACAAUGAUGAAGUGGUUUCAUUUCCCCUCUAUGUUGAGGCAAUACAUUUUGCCUUCCAUGAGGAGAGCAUGGUCCGCACUGCCAUACGGGCUUUGACGCUUAAUGUUUAUCAUGUUGGAGAUGAGUCUGUCAAUAGAUAUGUCACCAGUGCCCCUCAUGCAGAUUAUUUUUCAAACCUAGUUACAUUUUUCCGAAAGCAGUGCAUCAAUCUAAAUGCAUUGGUUUCUGACACUAUGAAAAAUCUGGGUGCUGAAUCUACAGAGACAACCACAUUAAUUUCUGCCGCUGUUGAUGAGAUUGAGGACAGUCUCUACUAUUUUAGUGAUGUUAUUUCUGCAGGAAUUCCUGAUGUUGGGAGGUUAAUUACAGAUAACAUCUUGCAGCUUUUGAUAUUUCCAUUGCUUCUUCCUUCUCUUACAAGAAAAGCUGUCGAAGGGGUACAAAUUGGCGCUGCCAUUUCUUUAUAUUUGGUUUGUUGCAUCCUGCGCAUAGUGAAAAUCAAGGAUUUGGCAAAUACCAUUGCUGCUGCUCUUUUCUGUCCAUUAGAUGCUGUCGUACCAAAGUUCGGAUCUAAGCCCAAUGGCUAUACGCCUUUGUGUGCUUUUGAACAUGAAAGUGAACCGCCAGACAGUAAUAAUCUAACCAAGGCAGAUGCUGGAAUACUAAGAGUUGAUGUGACAAACUUGUCAAGCUCUCCCAAAAUCCACUCAGCGGAUGUCCCAAGAGAAAAUGACUGUUGUGAUUUUCAUUUGUCUUUGAGGGAGGCUUUGAUUUCUUAUAUUACUAGUGGGGACGAUGUACAAGUGGCGGGUUCGUUGAGUGUACUAGCUACUUUGUUGCAGACAAAAGAAUUGGAUGAAUCAAUGCUAGAUUCUCUUGGAAUUCUUCCUCAACGCAAACAGCAUAAGAAACUCCUGCUGCAAGCUUUGGUUGGUGAAGGCUCAGGUGAAGAGCAGCUAUUUUCUUCAGAAAGUGGCUCAUCGAGAGAUGGUGUCGAAUUUGGUAGUGAACUUGAUAGCUGUCUACAAAAGCUUAAGGAGCAGUAUGGAGUUGUGUGUUCUUUUCUGGAAGUGAGAGCUAGCCCUCGCGUACACAGAUUCCAGGUGCUUGACGCAUUGGUUAGUCUUUUUUGCCGUUCAAAUAUAUCUGCAGAGACAUUAUGGGAUGGUGGUUGGCUUUUGCGCCAGUUACUUCCUUAUAGCCAGGCAGAAUUUAACAGCCAUCAUCUCAAGUUGCUGAAUGAUUCGUAUAAGAACUGCGCUAGUGCUCUUCUCAAAGAGACCAGAGGAAUCUGGCCAGAUCUACUUAUUACAAUUCUCUCUGAUGAAUGGAAAAGGUGCAAGAGAGCAAUAGAGGCCUCCUCCCCUCGGAAAGAGCCCAAGUGCAUUCUGUUAUCAUCUCCGAAGUUCUCUUCUGAAGAUGGUAUAACAAGUGAUUCAUCGUUUGUUGCUGGUGAAAGGAUGUGUGAAUUGGUCAAGGUAUUCGUGCUUCAACAUCAACUCCAAAUUUUCUCCGUUGGUAGAUCUCUGCCCGAGAAACCUCCUAUUGACCCUCCAGCUGAUAUUUUUGAAAAUUCCCGUGCACAAAGUGCUGGCGUAGAUUCCUCAGGUCCAAAGCUUGGCACUGAGCUAAGGCUUGUUGAUGCUGUGCCUUGUAGAAUUGCGUUUGAGAGGGGUAAAGAACGUCAUUUUUGCUUUCUAGCAAUCUCUUUGGGUGCAUCUGGGUGGGUUGUUUUAGCUGAAGAGUUACCCUUAAAGGAGCCUUAUGGAGUUGUCCGUAUGGUUGCACCUUUGGCUGGUACCGAUUUCAUAUUGGUAAACAGUACCAGAUGUUUUCUGUGGAAGCCAAAAGUUGACGAUAAGCAUUCAAGAUGGAUGCACUUGCGGAUCCGUCCAUCCACUUUCCCCUUUGUGGAGCCUGCUAGAUAUGGUGCCUACGGGAAAGCGAAGACAAAAGCUUUGGUUGAUGGCAGAUGGACCCUAGCAUUCAGGGAUGAAGAAUCUUGCAACUCUGCUUUGUCUAUGAUUUUGGAGGAGAUAAGCCUACAAAGCAAUGAGGUGGAGAGAAGACUAAAACCUUUACUUGACCUUGAAACCAUUGUAGAAUCUUCAAACUCUUCUCUAGGUCCUCCUAAGGCUACCUCUUCUUAUUCAACAUUUUCCAAUUCUUUAUAGGUCUCCAACGUUGUCGAGUUUCCCAAUAAUAGUUUGCUAUACUCACACUAUCCUUUUGCAAACCUAGUCCCAAUUCGAGAUUCGAGAUCAAUAUGUGCACACCCUUUGUAUAUUGCACCGGUUGGGCGUGUUGAUGAGGGGGUCGAAGACCAAGAAGUGAGUUAUUUAUGGGGGGUGGGAAUAUUUAGUCACCCUUUGUAUAUUUUUCAAACAACCUUAGGCAUACCCAAAAUGUAGAGUAGCACCGGGAUUUUUGUACCAUUCUUUGUAUAGAAGCUUUCCACUUGUCCUGAUUAUUGAGUUUAUCCGCUUUUUCUUCUCAUUCUUUAGCAGCUCCCCUAACCCUAGGCUUUUACUUCCAUAAUUUUGUUAUCCCUGUAACAACAUUGUAUAAAUGAGGUGAUUUCUAUAGUGAAGGCUUUUUGUGCAUUUGUUUU
Molecule: messenger RNA, 3224 nt
Organism: Prunus persica (peach)
Lineage: Eukaryota; Viridiplantae; Streptophyta; Magnoliopsida; Rosales; Rosaceae
Exons: 22
Coding region: 136-2787 (883 amino acids)
Biological process (GO): endosome to lysosome transport; regulation of autophagosome maturation; endosomal transport
Cellular component (GO): endolysosome membrane; late endosome
Source: RefSeq, a predicted model, not a curated record